This is a messenger RNA of Piliocolobus tephrosceles (Ugandan red Colobus), 5658 nucleotides long. RefSeq names its product spire type actin nucleation factor 1 (gene SPIRE1). Gene Ontology annotation, cellular component: cell cortex; cytoplasmic vesicle membrane. NCBI's taxonomy places the organism in Eukaryota, Metazoa, Chordata, Mammalia, Primates, Cercopithecidae. The transcript has 17 exons. Gene Ontology annotation, molecular function: actin binding; microtubule binding. The record is from RefSeq and is a predicted model, not a curated record. Gene Ontology annotation, biological process: intracellular transport; actin filament polymerization; establishment of meiotic spindle localization. Bases 253 to 2526 code for a protein of 757 amino acids.
GGCGGGGCGCCGGACGCCAUCGCGUCGCUACCGGCCGGCGGCGGUCUGCUCCGGACUGCAGCCGUGUCCUCGCCGCCCUCCUCUCGCCCACGCCUCCCGGGCACUCGCCUGGUCCCGGCGGCGGCGCGCGCGGCCGCGUUGGGCGGUGGCGGUUCCGGGGAUGGUGAGGCGGCGGCGCGCGGAGACGAUGCUCCGGGGCUGAGGAGACGCCGGCACACGGCGCGACUGCCGAGCGCAGCGCCCACCCGCGGGAUGGCUCAGGCGGCCGGCCCGGCGGGCGGCGGGGAGCCGCGGGCUGAGGCGGUGGGCGGCGAGGGGCCGCAGGAGCCCGAGGCAGCCGGCGGCGCGGCCGGGGGCUCGCAGGACGCGCUGAGCCUGGAGGAGAUCCUGCGGCUCUACAACCAGCCCAUCAACGAGGAGCAGGCGUGGGCCGUGUGCUACCAGUGCUGCGGCUCCCUGCGCGCCGCCGCCCGCCGCCGCCAGCCCCGCCGCCGUGUGCGCUCGGCCGCGCAGAUCCGCGUCUGGAGGGACGGCGCCGUCACCCUGGCGCCCGCGGCCGACGACGCGGGAGAGCCGCCCCCCGUUGCGGGUAAAUUGGGAUAUUCACAAUGUAUGGAAACAGAGGUCAUUGAAUCUUUGGGAAUUAUCAUUUAUAAAGCACUGGACUAUGGUUUGAAGGAAAAUGAAGAAAGGGAACUAAGCCCUCCGCUAGAGCAGCUCAUCGACCGCAUGGCCAACACGGUGGAAGCUGACGGCAGCAAUGACGAGGGCUAUGAGGCUGCAGAAGAAGGCCCAGAAGAUGAAGAGGAUGAAAAGAGGAAAAUCUCAGCUAUUCGGUCGUAUAGAGAUGUCAUGAAGUUGUGUGCUGCUCAUCUCCCUACUGAAUCAGAUGCACCAAAUCAUUAUCAGGCCGUAUGUCGUGCACUGUUUGCAGAAACAAUGGAGCUCCAUACAUUUCUGACCAAAAUUAAGAGUGCAAAGGAGAAUCUUAAGAAGAUUCAAGAAAUGGAAAAGAGUGAUGAAUCUAGCACAGACUUGGAAGAGCUGAAAAACGCUGACUGGGCACGAUUCUGGGUACAGGUGAUGAGGGAUUUGAGGAAUGGGGUAAAACUCAAGAAGGUCCAAGAGCGGCAGUACAACCCUUUGCCCAUUGAAUAUCAGCUCACCCCUUAUGAGAUGCUAAUGGAUGACAUUCGCUGCAAAAGAUACACCUUGCGAAAAGUGAUGGUGAAUGGUGAUAUUCCCCCUCGGUUAAAAAAGAGUGCUCAUGAAAUCAUCCUCGACUUCAUCAGAUCCAGACCUCCUUUAAAUCCAGUCUCAGCCAGAAAACUGAAACCAACUCCACCAAGGCCACGGAGCCUCCAUGAAAGAAUAUUAGAAGAAAUUAAAGCAGAAAGAAAGCUGCGGCCUGUCUCACCAGAGGAGAUUAGACGUAGCAGAUUAGCAAUGCGGCCACUUAGCAUGUCUUACAGUUUUGACUUGUCAGAUGUAACUGCCCCUGAAUCUACAAAGAAUCUUAUGGAGUCAUCUAUGGUGAAUGGAGGUUUGACAUCACAAACAAAAGAAAACGGGUUAAGUACUGCACAGCAGGUGCCUGCACAGCGGAAGAAGCUCCUCAGAGCCCCAACUCUGGCUGAGCUGGACAGCUCUGAGUCUGAGGAAGAAACCCUGCACAAGUCGACCAGCAGCAGCAGCGUGUCUCCUUCUUUCCCUGAAGAGCCAGUCCUGGAGGCCGUGUCCACAAGGAAGAAGCCUCCCAAAUUCCUACCCAUAUCAUCAACACCCCAGCCAGAGAGACGGCAGCCGCCCCAGAGACGACAUUCCAUUGAAAAGGAAACGCCUACGAACGUGAGGCAGUUCCUGCCGCCUUCCAGGCAGAGCUCCCGCUCUCUUGAGGAAUUCUGCUACCCAGUGGAAUGCCUCGCUCUUACUGUGGAAGAAGUGAUGCAUAUUCGCCAGGUCCUGGUGAAGGCAGAGCUGGAAAAAUACCAACAGUAUAAAGACAUCUACACCGCCUUGAAAAAAGGAAAGCUCUGCUUUUGUUGCCGAACCAGGAGGUUUUCCUUCUUCACUUGGUCUUAUACCUGUCAGUUCUGUAAGAGGCCGGUGUGCUCACAGUGUUGCAAAAAGAUGCGGCUGCCCUCCAAGCCAUACUCCACUCUUCCUAUCUUUUCAUUGGGACCUUCUGCUCUGCAAAGAGGCGAAAGUAGUAUGAGGUCAGAAAAACCCUCUGCUGCCCAUCAUCGACCACUGCGGAGCAUUGCCAGGUUCUCCUCAAAAUCUAAGUCUAUGGACAAAUCAGAUGAAGAACUCCAGUUUCCCAAAGAGUUGAUGGAGGACUGGAGCACCAUGGAGGUGUGUGUGGACUGCAAGAAGUUCAUUUCGGAAAUCAUCAGUUCAAGCCGGCGCAGUCUGGUGUUGGCCAACAAACGGGCCCGAUUGAAAAGGAAAACGCAGUCUUUCUAUAUGUCCCCGCCAGGCCCCUCGGAGUACUGCCCCUCGGAGAGGACGAUCAGUGAGAUCUGAGCCUCGUGCCUUUCAGCUGCUUUUGUGCUUAGAGUCGGCGUCCGUGCGCCAGAACACUGAGCCGGGCUGGCUCUCCUUUCUGUGGUUUUAUUUAAUGGGCUUGAAUUUGCAUUAGAUCAGAUUUUUGCUGCAUCACAUUGUUCCACAGACUGAAUGCUGUGUUCAUAUCAAUUGAUGAAACGUGACAGGUCCACCAAUUGCUCGUUUGCACUGAGAGAGGAGAACAGUUUGAAACUUACUUUUGUGUGUGUGUGGCUUUGGGAGCCAGUAACUACUUCCUUAGUUCAGUUCUUUACUGUUCCUCGAAUAAUCUCCUGACUAAGGCAAAAAAAAUCAGAAAAGCUUCUCCUGGAGAAUCAGUCUAACAGAGACGCCAAUGUCAGCACAGCCCUAAGCAGUAAGUCAUAUUGGCAUUUCCACGUGACUGUGUUUCUAUCCCGUGUACAGAGAGACCCAGAGCCCUACACGCCAGGACCUGGGGGCUCACCGCACAGAACCUAGAAGCACCUGCUGACACUCUCCAACUGAUUUUUACAUUAUUGUUGCUUGGAGAUAAAAAUUAUAUAAGGGAGUUUAUGCCUGCAUUCUAGUGCAGAACAUCUGAAGAGCUGUACACCCACAGGGUGACUGUUUCCCCUGAGUGGCCGUGUUGUCCCCGUGCCCUGAAUCAGUGUCUCCUGCGUGGAUGACAGGUCUUCAUUCCCUAUCUUGAAUGUAUUAUGGUUACUAAUAGUUUUAUAAUGGAGGUCUAAGAAUUGAAGUUUUGUGGGAGUUUCAGGACAAAGGAAGGCUAAAAGUUUGUGAAGAAGUUGAGCAUAUUUUGGUUACUUCUGAGAAGGGUUGUGACAGUGUACAGUGGCAGCUGUUGGCCACGCUGCAGAAAUGAGCUGGAGCUCAUGCGUUUUCAGCUACGUUUUUCAUCACUUUAUAGUACAUCCAUCUUGAGUAAAUUAAGCCACAAUUUGGUACCUAGGGUCUCAAAAACUGAAAUUUAUUUUUAUAAAUGAAUUUUAAAAGAAAAAAUACCUACUUCUUUUAAAGUUAGAAGACAAUUAACCUGCCGACAGGCAACAUUUUUGGGGUGCUUUCUGCACUAGUUUUCCUUGUAAAUGAUUUGAGUGAGUAGGUUGGGUUUCUAACGAAAGUAGGCUGGAGGGUAGCAUUGUAUGCCUCAAAUGUCUCAGUGUGUUUGACUCAUACCAUGGGCUAUACUUUAUUAUUCCGGUAUGCUUAGAAAUGACCAACCAAUCAAAUUGCCAUUAAAGCUUGGAAAAUCUGUUAAUGCACAUGCACAAUAAUUUCCAGAAAGCCGUAGGACACGUCUGCAGUCAGCACCAGGACAGCACCGUGUCAUGAAAGGCAUGGCGGCUGCAUUUCAUACCACAUCAAAUACAGUAACAUUUCUCUACUAAAUUAACAGCAAUACCUCAAAACUGCUCCGGUAGUAGUUUUUAAUGGGUUGAAAUUUACAGUUUAGUAAAUGGCUUAAAAUUACUUAUACUUACGAAAUAAACUUUACCAGUUGACUAAAAUAAUGCAUGUUAACAGUUGGUCUGUAUUUGCAUGUAAAAGUGGGCCACCAGAGAACCCUCAUUGAUUACUUAAUUUAAGUGUUUAAAUUAUUUUAAAGACUCCUGUUUAAGAGUUUUAAGAAUUGUACUGGGUGAAUCUCAUUUAUAAAACUUCCUAAGAGCCUAUCUGAACUCUAUACUCCAGACAGUUAGGUGGGAGUAGAAAUCUACCCCCUUUGAUAACCCCAGGCUUGAGUUUUUAAAAUGACUACCCAGAAGGGCACAAGGGGGAGGAAGUGGUAUUUGUAUAUGUAUAUAAAUAUGCACCUAGGAGAAUGUGCUUUUUAAAAUAAUGACUACUGUUUUUACUAAAACAUAAGAAACUACACCCCCAAAAUAAGACUUUCAUUCACAUUCACAAAGCAAACAUCUAGUAAAUGUCUUUCACUUCACUUUAUGAUACUGUAUUGGAUGAUAUGGGCAUUACAAUCACCUGUUACCACAGCAUAGACCAUCCAUUCUUCAACAGCAUUAACGGAGUUUGCCAAGUGCAUUAAAGAGGUCACGGGGAGGGUACGUUCAUAUGAAACAAUCUGCAGAAAGUGGCAUAAGAAAGGGCACAUGGCACAAAGUUGUAGAAAUCAAAUUACUAUCAUUUUUUGUUGCCAAAACAAAGUCUUACAUUUAACCCCCCUUUGUACCACCUGCCUCAACACUUCACCUAAGCUAGAUAAUUUCCAUAGGGUAAUUCACUAAGAGCUUGUGGAGCUUGGUUUUAAAAUCCUUAGCCUAGUCUGACUUUAGGCAUAGCUUCCAGUUCUCCCUUCCUUGUCCUGGUUUCUUGUUCAGCUUUUACUUCUAAUCCAACAACAAAACAGAUGGCUGGCUGGUCUCAGCUAGCGUCUGAUGUGUCUUAGACCAUGUGUGCAUUUCUGAACCAUCAUCCCUGCUCUCCUCUCAGCUCCCUCCAGGCCUGAGCACCGGUUCCUUUUGUCCCGUACGUCAUAAAGUCACACUAUUGGGAAACCUGUGCUUUCCUCUCCAUGGCUCAACUCCCUGUCAGUGUCGGAGUGUAUAAGAAUGCUUGUAAAUAUUGUAAUAUACUUAUUAAUAUUUGAAAGAUAUUCAUUCAGUGGACAGGGGGAAUUAACUCUCCCAAGGCGAGUGAAAAGAAAUGAUCGACAUGUACAUUGAUUUAACAAUCUUAUUAGAUUUUAAUUCUUAAGUAUUUCAAAUGAAACCAGAAGGUAGUUAUGUAGGAGGCUUAAAAUGAUCUUAUGUCUAAGGAGAUUCUGUUAUUAGCACCAUGAACUCGUACUAUGAAAUUUUUAAGCCUUUUAUUUUUCUAACUAUAUUAAUAUAGGACUGGAUUUUAGGCAUCAUAGAGGAAACACAAAAGUUGUUGCUGUUUGCUAAAGCAAUAUAGCAGAAAAUUUCGUACAUGCAAAACUGUUGAAGGACCACAGAGAAAUGUGUACUACUGACGGGGCUUUUACUAGGCUUCCUGCAUGUGUAAAAGUCGAGGUAUUGCUGGCAUUCAGGGUGACAUGAUGGUACUAAAUGUUUUCCAUUAAAGUCUUCUAUUUUAAAAUUUAGGGAAAAAUAAAAUGGCUUUCCAUCA